This is a messenger RNA of Trifolium pratense (red clover), 2085 nucleotides long. Its product is annotated as putative nucleobase-ascorbate transporter 10. The transcript has 11 exons. The coding region runs from base 870 to 1496 and encodes 208 amino acids. Gene Ontology annotation, molecular function: transporter activity. The record is from RefSeq and is a predicted model, not a curated record. Lineage: Eukaryota; Viridiplantae; Streptophyta; Magnoliopsida; Fabales; Fabaceae.
UUCUUGCAUUGUUACUUUCCCAAAAUUUCUCAUUCCUUUUCCUGUUUUGUUUUGAUGCAUUUAAUGCCUUUUCGAUUUCCUUUUUGAUCUCCUUUUCAAUUUCCUUUGUCUUCUUUCGCGUUCAAUUUGCUACAUGGAUGGGUUUGGGUAAGCUUUUCGCCCACUUGCUUGUUUUACGUUCGUCUGGAUUCAGCGGAAAGGUAUUUGUCGGAAUACUUUCCAUUUUGUGUCGGAUGCAGGCGGAAAGGGAUUUGGCAGAAGGUUUGCUUUUGUGCUUGAUUUGUCUCGUUUCCAAUUUGUUUUGCCCAUAUGUAUCGGUUUUGAUUUCUUUCUCCUUCAUUCCGUCUCGCUCUCUCUUUUGUGGUGGUUGUUCUUUUUCGUUUUUGUAUUCUCUCAAAUGGCUGGUAGGUUUGAUUUCUUCAUUAAUCUAAAUCCCAAUUGAAUAUUGAUUGUUUUUCCCCUGUUUCAUUCUACAGGUUCUUGCCAGAUUUGUUUCAUUGAGGAGUUUAUGUUCGACCUAUUUGUGCAAACAAGGUGAGUUUUGCUUAACAACCAUUCUCUUUUAAGGUUGCUGUUUUGAUUGUUUUUAUCAUGUGAUCAAAGCAUUCUUACCAUACUUUAGAAUUUGUCAACCCUGUUUUCUUAAUUUUUACAGAUUAACUUUCGUUUCAGACUGCAGUUAACAUGACGAUCGAGUUGUGCUUUUGCCUCCGAUGAACGGUUGUGGCAGCGACGAGUCUCUUCCUUCCGGCGACAGCCGAUUGUGUAUAUUUAGACUCUUUGUUUCUCUGUUUGAUUUCCAUCAGCUCUAAUGUGGAUUCUUACACUCCAACCUCAGUUUGAGCGCUUACAAGCUUUAAAGAAGCUCUAUGAAGAUCCAAAUCUGGCUUUCUCAAGGUUUGUUCGGAAAGCGAUUGCCGACUGUAGUUGUUGGUUCAUACACUAACAUAAUACCUAUUAUGUCAGUUGUUCAAGCCAGCAUAUACAAUUCAUAUACAGAUCCUUAUGAAAGGUUUACUCAGACAUUUAGGGGAAUACAAGGUGCCGUGAUUAUAAGCGAAUGUUUCCAAAUGGUUAUGGGAUUCUUAGGCUUAUGGAGAAAUGCUGCCAGAUUCCUUAGCCCACUUUGUGGUGUCCCUUGUGUAACUUUCACUGGACUUGGUCUCUAUCAUCUUGGUUUCCCUAUGCUGACAUCAGCUGUUGAAGUUGGGCUUCCAGCACUAAUUCCGAUGGUUUUCUUUACCCUACCAAUGGGGAAGUCCUACCUUCAAGGCUUCAGCUAUAGGGAAACUUUUCCUAUGUUAACUACUUCUUUUGUUUCUCUUUUUGAGUCUACCGAUACAUUUUAUGCUACGGCCAGAUAUGGAAGUGCAACGCCUGUGCCACCUUUUGUUAUCAGCUGCGGAACUGGCUGGCUGGGAGUAGCUUCUUUUUUCAAUGGCUGGUUAGGUCUUCGUACGGUCGAGGGUUUUAAUUUCAUUAAUUUCAGAGACUGAAGUGUCUGAUUCCUAUAAUUAGAGGUGUUGUUGCUCCCUAAUCUGUGGCUUUCUUCUAUUUUUCAUUUAGCCUUAGAAAACAGGGGAUGACUUGGUUUCUUUUAAUUCAUUUUAUGCUUCGGUGUGUGUAUUGAAUUAAUGUUUGGCAUGCUAUCUAUUUUUAAUAAAAUUUUAUUUUGAUUUUUCAUAAAAACAAAAAAAAAGUUAAGGUCUAUCCCCUGUUUAGCUAGAGUUAUAUUGAUUGUUCGCUUAAAAAAGUUUAUAUUGUGAACUGAGGAUUAAAAGUAUUCUAGAAGUCUAUUUGGAAUAUAAAUAAAAAUAGAAUCUUGUUUGGCAGGAUAUGAGGCUGACUAUUUAUAUGACUGGACAAUUUUAAAAUAUCAGGAGAUUCAACAGGCAAAGGAACAAAAUCUAUCAAUUGUGCGUGAUUCCUUAAUUUGCCGUGUUUGAAUUUCCAUUUUGAAAGUUUGUGAAGAUUAGUAAACUUAGUUACGAUCAUUGUAUAAAGUGUACCUUACACUUAUUGUAAUUAACUUUUCUGAUUGUAUCAAUUCGAAAUAAUCAAUCUUUCUCUCAAUUAGUUUAUCAA